Molecule: messenger RNA, 1719 nt
Organism: Sinocyclocheilus rhinocerous
Lineage: Eukaryota; Metazoa; Chordata; Actinopteri; Cypriniformes; Cyprinidae
Product: dachshund homolog 1-like
Exons: 5
Coding region: 8-544 (178 amino acids)
Biological process (GO): regulation of transcription by RNA polymerase II
Cellular component (GO): nucleus; transcription regulator complex
Molecular function (GO): RNA polymerase II cis-regulatory region sequence-specific DNA binding; DNA-binding transcription factor activity, RNA polymerase II-specific
Source: RefSeq, a predicted model, not a curated record
AAUCCCCAUGUGCACGCCAACAGCAAGAGACAAUUAUGAGAGGCUCUCGUUUGCGGGUCAGACGUUACCUCCAGGAUUCCCCUCACCCUUCCUCUUCCCUGAUGGCCUGUCAUCUAUAGAGACCCUUCUGACUAACAUCCAGGGUUUGCUGAAGGUGGCAAUUGAUAACGCUCGUGCUCAGGAGAAACAAGUGCAGCUGGAGAAGACGGAGCUGAAGAUGGAGCUGUUUAGAGAGCGAGAGCUCAGAGAAACCCUAGAGAAACAACUGGCUGUUGAGCAGAAGAACAGAGCGAUCAUUCAGAAGCGAUUGAAGAAGGAAAAGAAAGCAAAGAGGAAAUUGCAGGAGGCGCUGGAGUAUGAGUCAAAACGGCGAGAGCAGGCAGAGCAAUCCCUGAAACAGGCCUCACCCACAGAAAGUCUCAGAUCACUCAAUGACUCGUUGACCCAGGAGAUAGAGACUGACCGCAGCAGUGGCAGAACAGAUGCUGAGAGGACAAUACAAGCAGAUGGAAGACUUUUUCUGAAAACCACAGUGAUGUACUAAGAGCAUGGCGUUGAAGACUGGCGGCGUGUAUCUUAUGAAGAUUCUCCAGAGUCCCUUUGCAGGGUAAUUUAGUUACAGAAACAGGUCAAUCGCUCAUAGAGGUGCAUCAAGAUUUUAUGCUUGGCCCGAUGUGGAAGAUGGAUUGUGUCCGAAUGUAGUAUUAGGACUCUUUUUCUCACUGAUAUAAACGUUAUAUUAUGCCAGAUGUGGGAUUGGAUAUGAUAAGCUGGCGAAGGCGACAAUUUGAGCACAGUAAAAUGUAUCGUUUGGUACACCUGGUGAUAAUAUUUACAACAAAUUCACAGCACUGAAGAUUUUUUAUACUGUAUUUAAACCAGCGAGAAAGCUUUGAAAAUUAAAUCUGAUUCAGAGGUUUUGUUUUGUAUUAAAAAAGAGAAAAAAAUAAACAUAAAUCCUUAAUGUCAUUACUAUUUGCCAAGAUGUUAAAGAUCCAAACUUGGAGAAGAACCUCUGAAAAUGUGAAUUUGAAUAUAUGUUGAUCAACAGAAAAAACUAAUAGUUGCUUUUAAUGUUUUCUAAACUAGAAGAAAAAACAAUCAAGUUUCAUUUCUAUCAUUAUUGUAUAUACAAGAACAGAAGAUAGGUUAAUUCACUCACUUUGGUAUUUGUAUAUAAUGUUAAAAGUUGGUAUUGUGUAUGCAGUAGAUCUAUUAGGAGAACAAUACCAACGUUUAUAUUGAAUUUAUAGAUUUGUUUUGUUUCUGAGCCAUCAUUCUUUCAAUUCGCUGCCACUAUGGUGAGGAAGCAUGCAGGCAUGUAAAUGUGUUGUCCUUAAUUCAUGUUAUUCAAUAAAUACUUAACUGUGCUGAACAAAUGUACUUAGGGUUUAUUCACUCACACCCAGUAAAAGUAGAUGAACACUAUUAUCUUUUUAACAGCUAUAUUUUCAAUUUGCAGUGACAUGAAUCUAAUUCUUGUAUGGCUUGAAUCUCAAGUUUAUGGAAAAGUUGUACAGAUUGCCAAAUGUUACCGAUCAUCAUUACACUCAAUUUGAUGUAUUACUUUUAGUGAUAGGCCCCUUUAAAUAAUAAGUAUUUAAUGUAUCAUAUUAUAAUUAUUUAUUAUUCUGGUCAAUACAUGCAACAGGUUCCCACUGGAAAGUUGCAGACAAAAUAGUGUUAGACCAUUUCUUAAUCUGAGAUAAAAAGUGAAGA